Messenger RNA from Drosophila nasuta, 1456 nucleotides. RefSeq lists its product as uncharacterized. The transcript has 6 exons. Gene Ontology annotation, molecular function: protein binding. NCBI's taxonomy places the organism in Eukaryota, Metazoa, Arthropoda, Insecta, Diptera, Drosophilidae. The record is from RefSeq and is a predicted model, not a curated record. Bases 77 to 1456 code for a protein of 459 amino acids.
CAACCGACUCUUCAAAUAAAUUUGUUUACUUAAAACUAAAAAGUAAAUAGUUCUUGGUUUUGUUGUGAAGUGAAGAAUGGAUUUCUCGUAUUGUGAAUUUCCCAGCACAGUCUCCAUUGACACCUUCCAGGCCUAUUUCAAUCCCCAGGAUGUCAGGCUGCCCAAAGUCAACAGUAAAUCAUUGACUCCGAUCCAGGCUGAACUUGCCGGCGAGUGCCAAGCAAAUGAAGCGAAAAGUCUGCGACAUCUUGUUCUCGAUGCCAUCGUCAACAAUUGGAGUGAGCUGCCUCUUUACCGUCAGCUGCCACGACGACAGGACCGUAACUACAUACUCAGUCAGCUGGAUACGCAGCUACCGCUGCAGUUGCUCAGCACUCACAUCCGGGAUGAUUGCUUCUGGCAGCGUUGCUAUGAGCUGCGCUGGCGUUUGGCAACGCUACAGGCGAGGGGCAAAGAGCGUCGCUGGAUUAACAUAUACAUGGAGCGACAUGUGCAGGAGUUUAUUGAAAAUAUGCAAACCGGCGACUAUGAGCAGGAUGGCAAUGUGCAGACCGCCUUGGACAUCUGUGCGGCGUACAUAAAUCAAUUGGAGAUAAAUCUGCUGCAGCCCGCACCAGGCGACAGCGAGAGCAAUGAUCACAUUCCGCUUGAUUACCUACUGAGCAAUCUGCCGGACUUACGGCGACUGCGGCUGAGCUACAGCACCAAGACGGCGGGCAUCAAUUACCAAAUUGGCUGCAAUCAGCUAACGCCACGGGACAUUCUGCUGCUGUCCAAAGGACUCAGCCAGUGCCACGAGCUGCGCAAGUUUUGUCUGCACAACACCAAGCUGUCUGCGUAUCAACUGAGAUUCUUGGCUCAUAGCUUGGACAAGGGUUGUCAUCAUUUAAAGGAGUUAUCCCUGAUGCAUUGCGCUGUCGGAGAUGCGGGUAUACGCAGCUUCCUCGAGACCUGUGGCAAGGAAUCUUUUUCCACACUCACAGUGCUCGAUCUGACCAACAAUAAAAUCACGGAGGAAGGCGCCUACACGCUGAGCUGCACUUUGAGGCACGUGCCGCUGUUGCGCCUGGUGCUGCGCCUGAAUCCCAUACAAAGCGAUGGCGCUGCCGCCAUUUUUCAUACGCUCCAGCUGAUGCCCAUUCGAGAACUGAAUCUGGGCAACUGUGGCAUCAGCGAAACCAUCACGAAGCUCUUUAUGAUGUUGAUCUGCCAGCACAAGACACUGCUACACAUUGAUCUAUCCAACAAUUGUUUGGGCGAAGAAUUUGGCAAGCAUUUGCUGAAGAUUAUAGGCUGCAAUAAGAUGCUAGAGUCAUUGGAUUUGCGGAACACAGGACUUUCCCUGGAUAUGCGUCGCAAGUUUCGUGAAUUUCUGCUAAAGAAUGCAGAACGCAAGAAACACGAAGCCUUUAAGCAGCAGCAACGCAACAAGUUCAAGGCACUGGCCAAGAUAUAA